AUCUUAAUUUCUCUAUCUCUUAGAUGGCGGGCGAGAAGAAAACCAAAAGGGUCCGGAAAACCCAUACCAGCCGUAACCCGGUGCUGGCCCGGGGUAUCGGGAAAUAUUCCCGGUCGGCCAUGUACGCCCGGAAAGCCAUGUACAAGCGCAAAUACAAAGCUCCAGAAACUAAGAUAGAAAAGAAAAAGCGAGAGAAAGAUCCAGCCACUAUCACAAAGCCUGUUGGAGGCGAUAAGAAUGGAGGCAACAGGGUGGUCAAGCUUCGCAAAAUGCCUAGGUAUUACCCGACGGAAGAUGUACCCCGCAAACUCCUGAGUCACGGCAAAAAGAACUUUGCCCUGCACAAGAGGAAACUGCGGACUUCAAUCACCCCGGGGACCGUUCUGAUCCUCCUCACUGGUCGCCACCGAGGCAAGCGGGUGGUCUUCCUGAAGCAACUUGGAAGCGGUCUGUUGCUUGUAACAGGGCCCUUGGUGAUAAACCGUGUUCCACUGCGCAGGGCUCACCAGAAAUUCGUCAUUGCCACUUCGACCAAGGUUGACAUCUCUGGCGUAAAACUUCCAAAGCACCUCAGCGAUCUUUACUUCAAGAAGAAGAGGCUGCGUAAACCCAAACACCAAGAGGGUGAAAUAUUUGACACUGAGAAAGAGAAAUACGAGAUCACAGAGCGACGCAAGGCGGACCAGAAGGCCGUGGACUCCCAGAUCCUGCCACUCAUCAAGAAGAUGCCUCAGCUUCGGGGCUACCUGCGUUCAACGUUUUCACUUUCUAACGGAGUUUAUCCUCACAAAUUGGUCUUCUAAAUAUAAUCUGGAAACACCACAGUAAACGUUUGGAAAGAAAAAAAAUAACCCACCAAA
Messenger RNA from Elgaria multicarinata webbii, 860 nucleotides. It is a transcript of the gene RPL6, whose product is annotated as ribosomal protein L6. Gene Ontology annotation, biological process: cytoplasmic translation; ribosomal large subunit assembly. The transcript is spliced from 6 exons. The record is from RefSeq and is a predicted model, not a curated record. Gene Ontology annotation, molecular function: structural constituent of ribosome; RNA binding. Gene Ontology annotation, cellular component: cytosolic large ribosomal subunit; ribosome. Lineage: Eukaryota; Metazoa; Chordata; Lepidosauria; Squamata; Anguidae. Bases 24 to 803 code for a protein of 259 amino acids.